Messenger RNA from Dujonia railenensis, 1884 nucleotides. The record is from the annotation of a GenBank genome assembly. NCBI's taxonomy places the organism in Eukaryota, Fungi, Ascomycota, Pichiomycetes, Serinales, Debaryomycetaceae.
AUGUCCCUAAUAUCCAAUAGAAAGAGACCUAGAGGGUUUUCCGAAUCGUUCGCUAAGCAAGACGCAACCACCCCUACUCGCACUCAUGCUGAAACAGCAUCGCUCCACAGCAGCCAACACCACUUGCUUGGGCUUGAAUUCGACUCAAAUAUACUGUCGUCUUCGUCAUCAUCUUCUUCAUCGGCUUCCGAUAGGAAAAUCACGUCGAUAAACUUCAAUGAUAGCAUUGUUAUUGAAGAUUCCGAGUCCUCCUCCGAUGAGCACAGGAUCCUUGAAGACGCCAAUGGGGAGGUGGUUGAUGAUGAUGACGAUGACGAUGACGUUAUAAUCUUAGAAGAACGUAACAUUGUCGGGUCAUCUCAUCGCUCCGAUUCGAUUGUGUUUCUCAAUAAUGAUGAAGAAGAGUCUGCUUACAAUAUGUUCAACGUUCACAACGUGAAUGCUAACGCAAACUACAAUUACUCUUCAAUAAAGAAACAGAGGACGUCGUCAUUGCCUCAAUUGCCGCAAGUUCGCUGCUUUUACAACAGAAUUCUUCCCCAUGUGGUCCAAAAAGUACCCAAAUUGGGUAAUAUUAGACCUCCGGUGAUCCCAUGUACUGAAAGGGAUGGAAUAAGUGGUAGAAACGGCAGUAUAAGUUCCAUUGGAAGCAAUGGUAUAGUGGACACUCUCCCCACGUGUGAUGACAAAGAGGGACACUUCAUCAUAAAUAUUGGGGAACUGUUUGCAGAUGGACGAUUCUUAAUAGUUAGGUUAUUGGGCCAGGGAACUUUUGGUAAAGUCAUAGAGUGUAUUGACAGGUAUAAUAACGAAAAAGUUGCCAUCAAAAUUAUAAGAAACAUCCCCAAAUAUAGAGACGCAGCCAAAAUUGAAUUAAGAAUCUUAUCUACUUUGAAAAAAUUCGAUAAUGAUAACUUAAAUCAUUGCAUCCACUUGAAGGAGUGCUUCGAUUAUAGAGGUCACAUAUGUAUUGUCACAGAUUUACUCAAAAUCUCGUUGUACGACUUCUUGGAGAAAAACAAGUUCAUAUCAUUUCCAGGACUGCACAUUCAAGCUAUCCUGAAGCAAUUGAUUAGAUCGAUAACAUUUUUACAUGACUUAAAUCUAAUUCACACAGACUUGAAGCCGGAGAACAUUCUCUUGUAUGAUGAUUCCUUCAACAAGAAAUCUUUGAUUAGUCACACGAUCAGAUCGUCAUAUGCACAAUUAAAGAAGAACAAAAUUAAGAAGUUCCCUAAGUUUUUGAAAGUGCUAAAUGACCCUUCUAUCCAAAUCAUUGAUUUUGGAUCUGCAAUCUUCAACGAUGAAUAUCACUCCAGCAUUGUAAGUACUCGCCAUUAUAGAGCUCCAGAAAUUAUCUUGGGUACUGGUUGGUCCUUCCCUUGUGAUUUGUGGUCCAUAGGUUGUAUAUUGGUCGAGUUGAUAAUUGGAGAACCACUCUUUAAGACUCACGACAACAUCGAACAUUUGGCUAUGAUUGAAAAAAUAUGUGGCUAUCAGAUCGAUACAGAAAUGGUUGAAUUGCUGAAAUCAUUCCAAAACGAAUGUGGUGUGAAGUACUUCGAUCUGGACUUUGAAUUGGAAUUCUACGAUAACGUUGACACGCCAAGUAAGUUUUUAGAUUCAGUGGAUAAAUUGGAUCGAAUAGAUUUGUUUAUCAGUUGCAAAUUGGGCUUAUCGAUAGAUUUCGACUACUCUUUAAAUGAAAAUUAUGAGAAGAACAAACAUUUGAUCAAUUUCGGGAACUUUACAUUUUGGUGGUUUCUUAUCGAUUUGUUAAGAAAAUUGUUUGUGAUUAAUCCAGCAAAGAGAAUGAGUGCCUGGGAUGCGUUACAACAUCCUUGGUUUAACUUGGGAAUAGAUGAUGAAGGAACUACUGAUUAG